UUCAGAAGCAUGCCGGCCGAGAUCCAACAGCGGAUCUUCACCGAGGCUCUACGAAAGCCUCAGGUUCACUUCAUCAAGGCGUUGCGAAGGGAUUCGAUCACGACGAACACGUGGAGCCUGCUGUUUCGGUCCUUCCCGCGGCGCACCGACCCGUCUGGAUUCCGCUUGCUAGAGAGCCUGGCCGUGACGUCGGCCAACGCGGCGGCGGCGAUGCGCCUGGCCACGCCCGACAGGGCCUGGCUCCCCUUUCCUAACCUGCCGGCGCGCUACUCCCCCUCGGCCGAUGUGGUGUGCAUCGAGUUCGACCGGACCCAGCACGGAUUCCGGUUUGAGUUCUUCAACCGCUGCAACUGGCUCGUGGGCGACCCGUUUGCUGGCGACCACAUGGCCAACAACUUUCCCUCCCUCCGCCGCGUCGCCUUUACCUACAAUUACCGUGGAGCAGACUGCAUGAGCGGCCGCAACGCGUUCCGUUGCCUUAGCGAGAUGGGCCGCCAUCGCCGCCUCAAGAUUUGCCCAGAGGAGCUCGUGGGCUUAAUUGAUUGCCUCCCGAGCCUUGAGGAAGUCUAUAUCAUC
Lasiosphaeria miniovina is the source of this 576-nucleotide messenger RNA. RefSeq lists its product as uncharacterized. The transcript has a single exon. The record is from RefSeq and is a predicted model, not a curated record. The annotation marks the transcript as partial. Lineage: Eukaryota; Fungi; Ascomycota; Sordariomycetes; Sordariales; Lasiosphaeriaceae.